AUGGGCAUGGAAAAUGCAAGCAACGGAUACAGGGUCGAGAUUUCACCGCAGAAUGGGUUAAACGAGACGCUGCAACAAGCAGGCGUCUAUUUACGAACCAUGCAGGACAGGCAAGUCGAGACAUACGGACUGUUUGAUAGCGCUGUAUGGACACCAGGCAAGGCACGCUCGCGCGAAUUCGCAAACGCAUAUCCCAUUUCUGCCAUGUUUGUUGGCAUAUUUACUGCGCUCGCAUUCAUCCCCGUCGCUUCAUACUUAAUCUUCACCGCAUUCGUCCUCAUUUCCACCGUCUCACUCGCACUCGCAACUGCUAUUGGCUUUACGCUCUUUGUCGGACUAUUUCUGUUUGGUACACUCAUCAUCAUCCUUCUCUUUGCUAGUGCCGCCACGCUUGGUCUCCUUGGAUGCUUCCUCGCCAUUCGACUCCUCUUCCACAUCCGCUCCCAAGAAGGCCAAGGUGUCCAAGGAUGGGUUGCAGAGACAAAGGACCGUAUCGUCCCUCCCUCGGCACAGCAAUACGUCCGCGAUGCGCAGACAAAGGUAAACGAGUACUACGACGCGGCAAAAGACAGGAGCGUCAAACCUGAGCAAAUGUAA
Serendipita indica DSM 11827 is the source of this 597-nucleotide messenger RNA. The record is from the annotation of a GenBank genome assembly. Lineage: Eukaryota; Fungi; Basidiomycota; Agaricomycetes; Sebacinales; Serendipitaceae.